This is a messenger RNA of Neltuma alba, 1040 nucleotides long. RefSeq lists its product as uncharacterized. The record is from RefSeq and is a predicted model, not a curated record. The transcript has 2 exons. Lineage: Eukaryota; Viridiplantae; Streptophyta; Magnoliopsida; Fabales; Fabaceae. Bases 63 to 902 code for a protein of 279 amino acids.
UUUUGUUCAAGUCAUAUAUUUGCAGGAAGGCUCAGUUCAAGGUUAACCAAAUAGUGUAGUCAAUGGCUAGGAAUUUUGCAGAAGCUGUGCCUUUACCUGCUAAAGAACAGCAUUCUAUUACGUUUGUGUAUAAGACAAGACUACCUCAGACAUGUCAAAGUGUGAUGGUGACAUGGAGCAAGGACCUCGCCGACCAUUCUCUCUGCAUAAGUGUUGAAAACUCAUCACAACAAAACGCGUACAAUUGCAAGAUUGACUCAAUAUUCAAGCAAAGUUGGGGGAAAAAGGGCCUGAAAACCUUGGAAAUACAAGGGAAUCGAGUGGACAUAUUCUGGGAUUUCCGGCACGCGAAAUUCACCUCAUACCCACGACCUCGUUCAGAUUACUACGUUAUCUUGGUGCACAGAAAGGAGACGCUUUUGUUCCUAGGAGACUUAGAGAAAGAAGCCUAUGAAAGAACCAGGUCAAGACCAUGCUCAGAAGAGGCUGUUCUAUUGUACAAGAAGGAGAUCGUGUAUGGGAAGAAGAUGUUCUGCACGAAAGCGAUGAUUGAAGAAGGCAAAACAGAGCAUGACAUUGUGAUAGAGACAUCGCUUUCUGGGCCUGAAGAUCCCGAGAUGUGGGUGAGCAUAGAUGGAAUCGUCGCCACGAGGAUCAUGAACCUAAAUUGGAGGUUCAGAGGGAACGAGACGGUGAUCGUGAACAACUUGCCGGUGCAUAUAUUGUGGGACGUGCAUGAUUGGUUGUUCAAUGGUUCAGGGCAUGGCUUGUUCAUCUUCAAGCCAGGGUCUUUGGAAUCUGCAGAGGAUGAUUCUGAUAGUGGUGAUAGAGAUUGUUGUCCUGAAGAUAGUCCAACUUCUGAAGGUUGUUGCCAUUUUCUGUAUGCUUGGAACACUAACUAGUGACAUUAAUUGAUGAUUAGUUAGCUUUGUACUGAGAUGCUUUUUAGCAACAAUGCUUUUUAGCAGCAUUGUGAAGCAUCCCAAAUUCAGAAUGAAAUGUAGAAUACAUUACUGUUUGGUGACCGGGACAAGGUAAAU